AUGGAAGCCCCGGGAAUAGCCAACGCCGUAUUACUGACGAUGUCCAAGGAGACCCGGCCCAUCAAUCCCACAGCGGUCAACCCGACACUGUCAACCCUUCUGCGGGGCAUGGUAUGUGACGCCCCGGUCAAACUUGCACUUCUGGAAGAUGCGUAUGCUAAGACGCGACCUAGAAGGAUCUACGAUGUUGCUGAGCCGAAGGCGUACUGUAGCUAUUGA
Molecule: messenger RNA, 219 nt
Organism: Aspergillus melleus
Lineage: Eukaryota; Fungi; Ascomycota; Eurotiomycetes; Eurotiales; Aspergillaceae
Exons: 1
Coding region: 1-219 (72 amino acids)
Source: RefSeq, a predicted model, not a curated record